AUGAUGAAGCUAUCGUAUGUGAUUGGCUUAAUUAGCAUAUGUGUUGCCUUUGCUGACAUGGAAAUGGCGAAUACGAAUGUCACACCUUUCGAUGAUGUGGAUUUGGAUAGCAAUGGUGAGAUUGACUUCAAUGAGUUCGAAAAAUGGAGUAAAUUGAAGCGAAAAGAUCAGAAUGAACAGUUUAUCAGAGAAACUUUCCACAAAUUCGAUUCUUCCAAAGAUGGAAAACUUGAUGUCGCUGAGUUUGUUCCUUUAGCUUAUGAAUUAAGCAAAAAACCUAUUGAUGCUGCCCAAGAAAUCUUCCGCAAGAUGGAUCAGAAUGACGAUGGAAUCGUUGACAGCCAAGAAAUCGAUCGUGCUCGUGCUAACUUCGAUGAUGGCAUCAUCAGCGGCGUUUUAGCCAUCGCUGACACCAACAGAGAUGGACAAUUAAGUUUUGCUGAAUUCGAAGCUCAACUCUUAUUCAAUAAGCCAAAGAGUCAAGCUGAACUCAACCGUGAAAUGGCCGCACAAUUGCUUACUUUCAUAGAUGCCAAUGGAGAUGGCAAGCUGACUGCUCCAGAGAUUUACAAAUUCGCCAACUUAUACGGACAAAUUUCAUCUCAAGACGUUGAUAAUGUGAUUCAAAAUCUCGAUAUCAACAAUGAUAAGGCUCUUUCACUCACUGAAUUGGAAGUUCUUCCCCAGAAGAUCGGAACUCUUGUCAACGUUCAAACUCCACCAUCUGUCUAA
Auanema sp. JU1783 is the source of this 732-nucleotide messenger RNA. Lineage: Eukaryota; Metazoa; Nematoda; Chromadorea; Rhabditida; Rhabditidae. The record is from the annotation of a GenBank genome assembly.